This is a messenger RNA of Phoenix dactylifera (date palm), 6768 nucleotides long. The record is from RefSeq and is a predicted model, not a curated record. NCBI's taxonomy places the organism in Eukaryota, Viridiplantae, Streptophyta, Magnoliopsida, Arecales, Arecaceae.
CAAUCACGGUCGUGCGCUUCCGGUGCUUACCUUAAUCGGGACAGGAUUUGAAACGGCGGUGGGCAAGAUUAGGGAAAUCGAUCAAGAAACCUGUCCGUCCGUCUGUCCGUCCGACGGGAAAUCAAUCAAAUCGGAGCCGCGGCCGUCGCCGUCGCUGUCGCCGCCGCCGCUGUCGCCGCCGCCGCCGCCGCCGCCGCCUGGAGUGGGAGAAGAAAGGAAGGAAGACACAUAAUAAUCUCUUCGUCGGUGUCGGAGAGAGAAGGGCGGGUCAGGCCGCUUUCAUUUCUCUUUUCUUUUGGGAGAAUUCCCCUCGUGUCGUCUAUCCGUCCGUCGUGCGCGCGGGAUCCGUGAUUGGUCCGGGUUGGCGAAUCUGCGGGGGUUUCUCUCUUUCCCUCCUUGUUCUCUAUCCGAUCGCCACCAGGGAGUCUCCUCCCCCGCCCGUCGGCCUGCAGGCCAUAGCUGCUGCUCCUCCUUCGGUUGUGAGGGAGCGAGGAACAAGGGUCGGUCGGUCGGUCGGUCGACUCGUCUAUUCCCAUCGUCGUCGUUGCCGCCCUCUCCUCUUCCGCAGCGGCGUUCUUAAACCCUUAUCCUCCUCUUCCCCAGGGGCCAUCCAUCAGUCUGUUGAAUCGAAGGUUUUUAAUGAUUGUAAUCGUCCUGCAAACAGCAUCUGAUUGAUCAAUUGUCAUAAGCAGCAAGUGGACUUAAAAUACUUGGAACUAUAGAAGGAGGAGGACAAGAAGAAAGAAAAGUGGACAUUGAUCAGAUCAUAUGUCCUUGUCCCAAUGAGCUAGAUGACAUUGAUACGAUUGGGAUGAUGGGGCUGAUCCUAUCAAGCUUGCUACCAUGUAGUAUAUUAAGAUUGGCAUUGGGUUCUUGAAGUUUGGAGUCUCAAGUCAUAAGUCUUGACACAUGUCCUCUGUAGAUACGUGCCACGGGAGAAGACCAUGAAUGUGCAUAUUUUGCACAUAUGACAAAUCAAGCAAGCUCACAAUUGUCUGGUGUGUCCCAGCACAACAGAAACGCUUUACAUUCCCAGAUGCAGAAUCAAGGACCACUCAGCAUGGAUCCCGAACUUAUGGAAGGACGCAAAGCUAUGCAUGAGAAGAUCUACAACUACCUCAAAAGAAGAAAUCAUUCCUCUUCCGAUGAUUGGCUGCGUAGAUUACCAGAACUUGCAAGACGGUUGGAGGAGUACAUAUUCAAGGAUGCUCCUAGAAAGGAAGAUUAUAUGAGUAUGGUGAUGGAGCCAGUUGAGCCCCGUUUGCAAUUGAUAAUGAAGAGUUUACCAAACCACAGCCAAUCUUUGUCUCAUAAUAUUACAUAUUCCUCCUCUCUCAGUACGAUGAUACCAACACCUGGUAUAUCCCAUAAUGGCAGCACAAGUUCUGUAGUUUCUUGUUCAGCAGAAAACUCUGCUACUGCAGCCAGUGGUGCUGGUAUGGGGACUCAAACGACGGCCAACAUGGGUAACUUAUUAUCAACUGGAAACAACAACUUAACUGAUGUUGGACAUAGUGUCUCCUUCAAUGCAUCCAAUGGACCAAUAUCUAAUGGGUACCAGCACCGACCUGCCAAUGGUGCUCUUGGUUCUGGUGGGAGUAACAUAUCAAUAGCUUCAAUGGGUACCCCACGACAGCUUAGUCAAAUGAUUCCAACUCCUGGAUUUACUAAUUCACUGGCAGUGCCCGUGAACUCUGGAUGCUCCAGUGGAGUUGGGUUUUCCAGUACAGAGUCCACUGUGGUUCCACAAUCACAGCAACCAAGUCAAUAUGUUGGAAGUCAAAACAGCCAUAUAUUGCAUACCCUUGGAGGCCAAAUUGGUGCUGGAAUGAGGUCUAAUUUGCAGCAGAAGCCUUCAGCAUAUGGGUUUACGAAUGGACUUAUAAGUGGUGGGCUAGGGUUAAUUGGGAGUAACAUGCAGCUGGUUAAUGGGCCUGGAGCAUCAGAGGGGUACCUUAGUACGGCUCAUUAUGGUAGCUCUCCAAAACCUAUACCGCAGCACUUUGAUCAGCAACAUCACCAACAAAGGAUCCCAACAUCAUUGUCCCAGAAAAUAUUACCUAUGGUAGGGGAUGGUUAUGCAAUGAAGGGAACUGGUGUAGCUGGGAGCAUUCAUGGAGCUGGUUCAUCUGGUUUAUCUGCCAAAAGUAACCUGAAUACAAAUACUGCUGGCUUGAUCUCUAAGUCAAGAAUAAACUCGGCCUUGCUAAGCCAUCGUGCAAGUCUGCAGUCAAUGCAACAGCCUCCACAUAUAAGAUCUCAUAUAUUUGAUCAUUCACAAAAGGUGAACUUCCAGUCAAACCAGUCCACACAUGAAAAUUUACUGCAAUCACAACAACAAAUGCAGCGAUGUCAGCAACAACCUAAUCAGCCUUGUGUACAGUUUGCUCAAAAUCAGCAUCAGCUACAACAGCAUCAAGAAAGUCAGCGGCACCAACAGCUUAUGCUAAAGAACGAUACCUUGAGGCAGUCUUCAAUGACACCCAAUCUAAGUGAACAGCUAAUGCCCAACACAGUUGUAUCCCAUAAUGAAUCAGUACUUCCACAAGGAACUGAACAGGUUCACCUUCCAGAAGUACGGGGUCAAAACCUGCAAAAUACUUCAACUGAUAAUCACGCCAAAAGUGCUCAAUUGCUUGGUCAUUUAUCUGGGUCUCAGGGUGUUCAUGCUUCAUUUUCACAGGGUUCACAGCAGUUGUUGCAUCCACACGAGCGGGAUGAUGAGUUUCAAAAGGAGAUUAGUUGCCUCUCCAGUGGAUCACAACCGGUGGCACUCCUGCAAGUUCAUUGUCAAAGCCACAUGCCAGAUAAGUCUUCACUUGAACAGCACAUCCAGGAGGAACUUCAUCAGAGGUCAGUGGGACAGGAUGAAGCUCAACGGCCUCAUACAUCAUUAGAAGGGUGUAUCACCAGUUCUGCUGCUACAACAAGAAGUGCUACAGUGCCUCAAUUUCCUAAGGGAGUAGCCUUUGGACCUGAAAACUCUACACAAAAACGAAAUUAUCUCAACCAGCGGAGGUGGCUGUUGUUUUUGUACCACGCUCGUUGGUGUUCUGCUCCGCAGGGAAAAUGUCAGGAACCUAACUGCAUAAAAGCUCAAGAUUUAGUGAGGCAUAUGGAUAAGUGUGAUAGAAAAGAAUGCCCAUAUCCUCGUUGCUCAGCUUCUAAGAGGCUUUCUAAUCAUUUUCGUACUUGUGUAGCAACAGAUUGUCCUGUCUGCAUUCCUGUACGUGAAUAUAUAGCAUCAAAUCGAAAGGCACGUGCAUAUUCUGUAUCUAGACCUGGUUUGGUGAGCCAGGCUAAUGGCUCUUGGAUAAGUAUCAAUAUAGCUGAUGCUGAUAGAAUGAAGAGAGACACGAUAGCUGUGGAAACUUUUGAUGAUCAGCAGUCUUUGCCAAAACGCAUGAGAGUGAAAGAUAUAUCCCCUUCUGUCAUGCCUAAGAGUGAACAUUCUCCAGUUUCUGUUCCUGCAAACCAACCCCAUGCCUCGCAAGAGGAACUGUCACAAGCGUGCGAAGAGACUGAGGUAAUCAUGUCUACUAAGUCUGAGGUCAUCGAAGUGAAAAUUGAUACGUUCGUGCCCUCUGGACAUGAAGAUUCAUCUACCUUUGGCAUUGGUAUUGAUGGGAAUAUGCGUAUUACAAGACCUGAUGUAGAUCAUGGUGUUUCAAAUGAUGUUGACGGUCAUAUCAAGCAAGAAACUUUGGUGUUUGAAAAAGGGGUUGACCAGGAUAAGACCGUUAAGCAGGAAACAAAUGAUUCACAAACGGAUCCAAUGGUUGGAAGUAAAUCAGGGAAGCCAAAGAUAAAAGGUGUUUCAUUAACUGAACUAUUCACUCCAGAACAAAUUAGGGAGCAUAUUGUUGGUCUGAGGCAAUGGGUUGGUCAGAGUAAGGCCAAGGCUGAAAAGAAUCAAGCAAUGGAACAUUCAAUGAGUGAGAACUCAUGCCAGCUGUGUGCAGUGGAAAAGCUUACCUUUGACCCCCCUCCAAUAUAUUGUACGCCAUGUGGUGCUCGCAUAAAGCGGAAUGCGAUGUAUUAUACCAUUGGAAGUGGUGAAACCCGACAUUACUUCUGUAUACCAUGCUAUAAUGAGGCUCGUGGUGAAACUAUUGAAGUGGAUGGUUCACAAUUCCAGAAGGCAAAGCUUGAGAAGAAGAGAAAUGAUGAGGAAACUGAAGAAUGGUGGGUUCAGUGUGAUAAAUGUGAAGCUUGGCAACAUCAGAUAUGUGCUCUCUUUAAUGGCCGAAGAAAUGAUGGGGGACAGGCAGAAUACACUUGUCCUAAUUGCUACAUAGAGGAGAUUGAAAGAGGUGAGCGCAAGCCCCUACCGCAGAGUGCUGUUCUUGGUGCCAAAGAUCUGCCAAGAACCAUACUUAGUGAUCACAUAGAACAAAGGCUUUUUAGGCGCCUAAAGCAAGAGAGGCAAGAGAGAGCACGACAUCUUGGAAAAAAUGUUGAUGAGGUUCCAGGGGCAGAAGGUCUCGUGAUUAGAGUUGUAUCAUCAGUUGACAAAAAAUUGGAUGUGAAGCAGCGAUUUUUGGAAAUAUUCCAGGAGGAGAAUUAUCCAACAGAAUUUCCAUAUAAAUCUAAGGCUAUAUUGUUGUUUCAGAGGAUAGAAGGUGUAGAAGUAUGCCUUUUUGGCAUGUAUGUUCAAGAAUUUGGUUCAGAAUGCGCUUUCCCGAACCAGAGGCGUGUUUAUCUUUCAUAUCUGGACUCUGUCAAAUACUUCAGGCCUGAUAUAAAAACAGUGACUGGGGAAGCUCUACGGACUUUUGUUUAUCAUGAAAUUCUGAUAGGAUAUCUUGAAUACUGCAAGAAACGGGGCUUCACUAGCUGCUAUAUUUGGGCUUGUCCUCCUUUGAAGGGUGAAGACUAUAUCUUAUAUUGCCAUCCUGAGAUUCAGAAGACCCCAAAAUCUGACAAACUUCGGGAGUGGUAUUUGGCUAUGCUUCGGAAAGCUGCAAAGGAAAAUAUUGUUGUUGAUCUCACUAAUCUAUAUGAUCAUUUUUUUGUAAAAAUGGGGGAAUGCAAGGCUAAGGUAACUGCAGCUCGUUUGCCAUAUUUUGAUGGAGACUAUUGGCCAGGUGCAGCAGAGGAUAUGAUAAAUCAACUUCGCCAAGAAGAAGAUGAUAGGAAACAACAGAAGAAAGGAAAAAUUAAGAAGAGUAUUACGAAAAGGGCUUUGAAAGCUGCUGGUCAGGCUGAUCUCACUGGCAAUGCUUCUAAGGAUGCUUUGUUAAUGCAAAAACUUGGUGAAACCAUUUGUCCCAUGAAGGAAGAUUUUAUCAUGGUUCAUUUGCAGCAUGCUUGCGCUCAUUGCUGUCUACUUAUGGUCUCUGGGACACGUUGGGUUUGCAACCAGUGCAAAAAUUUCCAACUUUGCAAUAAGUGUCAUGAUGCAGAACAAAGACUUGAGGAGAAGGACAUGCAUCCAAUUAAUAGUAGGGAGAAGCAUGUGCUCUGUCCGGUUGAAAUUAAUGAUGUUGCCCCAGAUACCAAGGACAAAGAUGAGAUUCUAGAAAGUGAGUUUUUUGACACGAGGCAGGCAUUCCUGAGCCUUUGUCAAGGAAACCAUUAUCAAUAUGACACUCUACGCCGUGCCAAGCACUCCUCUAUGAUGGUCUUAUAUCACCUUCAUAAUCCGACUGCACCCGCCUUCGUGACCACAUGCAACAUCUGCCAUCAUGACAUUGAAGCUGGUCAGGGCUGGCGUUGCGAAGUCUGUCCUGAUUUUGAUGUAUGCAAUACUUGUUAUCAGAAAGAAGGUGGCGUUGAUCAUCCCCAUAAGUUAACAAAUCAUCCAUCCAUGGUGGAUCAAAAUGCUCAAAAUAAAGAAGCUCGACAGCAACGGGUUUUGCAGCUUAGGAAAAUGCUAGAUCUUUUGGUGCAUGCCGCACAAUGUCGCUUUCCGCACUGUCAAUAUCCGAAUUGCCGCAAAGUUAAGGGACUUUUCCGUCAUGGUAUACACUGCAAGACACGUGCUUCAGGAGGCUGUGUUCUAUGCAAGAAAAUGUGGUAUCUUCUUCAACUCCAUGCUCGGGCUUGUAAGGAAUCAGAAUGUAGUGUACCACGCUGCCGGGAUUUGAAAGAACAUUUGAGAAGGUUGCAGCAGCAGUCUGAUUCGAGGAGGAGGGCUGCAGUGAUGGAGAUGAUGAGGCAACGAGCUGCUGAAGUUGCUGGGAACAAUGGAUAACCUACUGUACAGAUGGGUUUCUCUAGGUAAGAGGUUGAGUUGAGCCUGCUGCCUCCUCACCCCAAACAUCUGACUUGUUUGGACAAGCAGCUCAUAGGAAGCUAGCAGUACUAUGAAUUACUGGAAAGGUAUGGACCAAAAUUACAUAUGGAAAUUUCUUCUUCCCCCUAACUUUGGUCCAAAGAUGGAGUUGGUGACUGGACGUUAUUCUUCGAAGCUAACCAUAUGGAACUCCACAUUUAAAGGUUUUUGGUCAGUCUCGACCCAUCGGGGGUAAUUCUUUAAUUGGUACUGCGUCAAUCCCAUCAUCCAUGGGCGAUGGUUUAUACAGAUGUCCAGAUUUGUCGAUUCUGUGUGGAAAAUCAGGGCAUCCAAAAUUGUCAAUUCUCAGUGGGAAAUCAGGGUUUUUUUUUUUUUUUUUUUUAAUUUUCGUCUCUCUUUUAUUUAUGUCAUUGGGAGCGAGGGAAAAUGGGGAAGGACAGCCGUGCACGUGUUAUUCCUACCCCAUUGUGGAAUGUGUCUAUUUAAAUAUGAAAAAAAUAAUUAGCAUGUCCGUUUCAGCAGCAUUCUUA